AUGGGUCUGUUGGGUCUAGGUGGGUACCAUGGUCUGUUGGGUCUAGGUGGUACCAUGGAUCUGUUGGGUCUAGGUGGGUACCCAUGAUCUGUUUGGGUCUAGGGGGUCCCAUGGUCUGUUGGGUCUAGGGGGGUACCCAUGGUCUGUUGGGUCUAGGGUGUACCAUGGUCUGUUGGGUCUAGGUGGUACCAUGAUCUGUGGGUCUAGGUGGUACAUGGUCUAUGGGUCUGGGUGGUACAUGGUCGGUUUGGGUCUGGGUGGUACCACGGUCGGUUGGGUCUAGUGGUACCACGGUCUGUUGGGUCUAGGUGGUACCACGGUCUGUUGGGUCUGAGUGGUACCAUGGUCUGUUGGGUCUAGCUGGUACCAUGGUCUGUUGGGUCUAGGUGGUACCAUUGUCUGUUUGGUCUAGGUGGUACCAUGGUCUGUUGGGUCUGGGUGGUACCAUGGUCUGUUGGGUCUAGGUGGGGUACCAUGGUCUGUUGGGUCUGGGUGGUACCAUGGUCUGUUGGGUCUAGGUGGUACCAUGGUCUGUUGGGUCUGGGUGGUACCAUGGUCUGUUGGGUCUAGGUGGUACCAUGGUCUGUUGGGUCUAGGUGGUACCAUGGUCUGUUGGGUCUAGGUGGUACCAUGGUCUGUUGGGUCUGGGUGGUACCAUGGUCUGUUGGGUCACGGGUGGUACCAUGGUCUGUUGGGUCUGGGUGGUACCAUGGUCUGUUGGGUCUAGGUGGUACCAUGGUCGGUUGGGUCUGGGUGGUACCAUGGUCUGUUGGGUCUGGGUGGUACUAUGGUCUGGUGGUUCUAGGUGGUCUCUCUCUCUCACUCCUUCCAUGCCUUGCUCUCUCCCCAUGUCUCUCUCCCUCUGUCGCCAAAGCCUAUUACAGUGUCUUUGAUGGUGGGGCAUGGUGUUUAUCAUGGAGGCCUGGUGAAGAGGCUUGUCCGGUACAGUGUGCGAUGUCACGACCGCCACCAGCCCUACUGAGCCAGACUGUAUCUACUGUCUGUCUCAACCGCAGCUCUCUUCCUGUCUGCCUGCCUCCCUCCUUCUCUCAAUCCGUCCCCUGUAGCUCAGUUGGUAGAGCAUGGCGCUUGCAACGCCAGGGUUGUUGGUUCGUUUCCAACGGGGGGCCAGUAUGAAAAUGUAUGCACUCACUUAACUGUAAGUCGCUCUGGAUAAGAGCGCCUGCUAAAUGACAAAAAUGUCAUCCCUUCUCUUCCCCAGAACUCUAUACAGGUUUAUGGAUGACUUCACUGACUCCUUCAUCCCAAUGAACUCUGCUCAGUUGUAUGAUACAGGCCUAGAUAAUCCUGCCUGCUUUUUCAGAUUUAGAUCAUCCAAAGCUUUCAAGUUAUGAUGUUGAUGUCAUGGAAUGUAUGGCCUGAAUGUCCUCCAAACAUCCUCCAAAAGAAUCACAGUUGUGUACUGGUUCCAAUCAACAAGAACUUAGAAUAAAUAAUCUGCUGCUCCAAAUUUAGUAUUAUUUAUCUAUAAACUGGUUUAGAUGCUCCAACAUGUAGGCCUAAUGAGCUGGUCUGUUUCUCUCCCUUCUGCCCCUGUGUUCCAGACAAGGAGACCCUGAUCACUGACAGUGGGAAGCUCCACACACUGGACCUGCUGCUGUGUCGCCUCAAGGCUCAGGGACACCGAGUCCUCAUCUACUCACAGAUGACUCGCAUGAUAGACCUACUCGAGGUGAGUAGAGUACAGUAG
Molecule: messenger RNA, 1711 nt
Organism: Coregonus sp. 'balchen'
Lineage: Eukaryota; Metazoa; Chordata; Actinopteri; Salmoniformes; Salmonidae
Source: the annotation of a GenBank genome assembly